AUGUCUGAGUCUUCCACUGAGCAGCCAAAGCUGGCUACACUGGCUUUGGCAGCAGCAUAUGCGGCAGCAAACUCGACCGAACCAGAACCUGCUUCAAGUUCCGACAGCCAGCCUUUAGGCAGUGACUCGACAACGCACAAGAUUGCCAGCAACUCAUCCCUUUCCAAACCCAAAAUCAAAUCCAAGGUCGCGCCCACGUCUAAGGAUCGAACUCGCGACCAACCCAAGAACGCAUCGAAGGUCAAGGCCAAAGUCAAUGCCAAGGCCAAGUCCAAGGUCAAGGCAGCGCAUCAGCGCUGCCAGGAUCAAGCGUCAACUGAAGCGGCCAAGAGUAUGGUGCCGACCUCAACGACCCCGGCUGUCAUCAGUCACCGAGUCAAAGAGCAAGCCAAAUCGCGCUCCCGAGACAAAGCAUCUGCCUCUGAAAAACCAGAGGUAGCACGUGAGUGCAAGGCCGUGCCGACGGCCACGCAAGAAACUCUCGUUGCGGAUCCUGGCAAGUCAGGAUCCGGUCUGCCUGGCAAAACCACCAAGGCGUCGUCCAGCACUGCUAAACGCGCUGCCUCGGCCAUGCCACACAUCGAUUCGGCGACCUGCUCAAAGUCUACUGCUCCGACAACUGGCCUUCCCUCCAAGCAGCCCAAGCGAGCCGCACCUCAAACUAACUCGUUGCCAAGCACUGGUGACAAGUACAAGCGUGACUUUAAGGCCAGCCAAGCACAAUCCCCAAAUGGCUCCGACUCUGACGACCAAGGUGGGGCCGAAGACGGCGGCGACGAUUUUCAAGACGAUGAUGACUUGCCUCUGACUGAUCUCGAGGAGACAAACUUUGAGCUUGUCUGUCCACUGGCAAGCUGUGGGCGGGCCUUUGAGCGUCUUGAUCAUUUGAAACACCAUCUCCUCGCACACAGCAAUUGCCGGCCCUACGAGUGCCAACGGUGUAACCGUAAAUAUCGUCAGGCAAGUGGCCCCGGUCCUGUUGUUCAAGUACAUCAUUUACACCUGCUCUCGCGUGUUUAUAGUCUGCGUCGCCAUCAGCGACACGCGGGUCAUCGCGGCGUGCAGGUGCAUAGGAAAGGUAUCGCUACGGCUCUCGAACCACUUGCGCCUCAGCUUGAAGCAUCAUAUGCGAGUCGCUUCAGUGCAAGUGAUAGCAAGCAGCGAGCCGAGCGAACCAUUGCAUUGCUGGUUGCCAAGGAGGCCAUGCGGGAGAAUGAGGACCCAAUUCGACAUGUGACCAAACGGACACAUACACAAAACAGUGCGGUUCGCCGCGCCUCGCCUUCCCUGACACCGCAGGCCCACGCACACAGCGCCUCUCACUCCCACUUUGGCUUGGGAGGGUCGGCGGCAGCGGCAGUCGAGGCAAACGCGAACAAGGCCACGGGUUUGCAGCAAGCCAUGCUUGGCCUAACAUCGGUCUUGCCAGGGAUGCCCAUCGUGGCAGGGGCGCCGCUCGGCCCCAUGUACACACCCCAGGCGUUGUGGCUUCAUCAACAGAUGUGGCUAAGUCUUCAGCACAAUGCAUUGGCCAUGCAUAGACUGAACGGUGGCGCGAGUUCCAUGGCCCAAGGCGCGGCUCCUGCCGGCAUGGGUUGGCCCAUGUUUUCCACCUCCACCGCGUUAGCUGCCGCGGCAGCCGCGAGCACGGCCAGCCAUGAGCAGCCGGGCCCAGCUGCUCCCAAUGAUGCGGCUGUCGAUACGGUCCCCGCAAGUGUUUCAGGUAUCCAGGGCCAUGCAGAGAGCGAACCGCCCAAGAGACCCUCGGAUGCUCUCGCGGCCGCCGAGCACGCCAUUGAUGCCCAGCCAGUGCAGCGGGUACAGGCACGACAAGUGCCUACAUCUCAGCAGUCACAAGCACAACAGCACCGCCCUUCUUCCCACUCCCUGCCUGUGACGUCCUUGCCUGGUAGUUUGCCUGACAAUGUGGCUUGGAUGAACCUUGGCGGUGGCAGUACUCCCGCGAUUGUUCCAUCGGCAUCAAUGGGUAACAGCGGCGUUUUGGAUGUGCAUAACCUAUCUUCCAUGGCCAACAUGUCCUUGUGGUCUCUAAUGGCGCAGAGCAUGCUGCCCACCAUGUCUGGUGGCCAACAUUUCCCGGUCACAACCGGCUCGGUGACUUCGUAG
Monosiga brevicollis MX1 is the source of this 2127-nucleotide messenger RNA. RefSeq lists its product as uncharacterized. NCBI's taxonomy places the organism in Eukaryota, Choanoflagellata, Craspedida, Salpingoecidae. The record is from RefSeq and is a predicted model, not a curated record. The transcript has 2 exons. Bases 1 to 2127 code for a protein of 708 amino acids.